GGCGUCUACGUGGUGAGGUUUGGAACCUCUAACCUGGCUGUACACCUAUCACCAUGGUCGAGCCCCGCACUGGGAAGGAGACUAGUCCCUACACCCCUGAGCAACAAGCGAAGAUGGCCGCCGUAGUAAAAGAGAAUAGGGACAGGAAAGAGCGUGAGAAGCAGGCGAAGCUAAAGGCUAUCGCAGACGAGCGGGCGGCGAAGAUGAAGGAAGUAGAGGAGGAGAUGAAGAAGAAGGAGCAGGCUGCUGAAGAAGAAGCGGCAACAGAAGAGGAAAAAGAAAAAAUGAGGAUUGAGAGCAGACAGGGGAGUAGUGGCACGAAAAAGGACACAGACGCUGAGAUUGAGAAGAAGAUCAGUGAGGAGUUUGCGCGCGAAAUCGUCACCCACAUUGGGGGCGAAGUGAAACAGUUGAGGGACAACGUAGGCAAGUACUGCGAAGGCGCCAUUGAGGGUGCCAAAGCCAUAGCUGCUGCAGAGGGCGAGCGUCGACCCCGUAAGGAGCCUGUAAAGCUCAAGUUCCCAGACGCGUACGGGGGAAAGAAGGAGGAGAACUUUGACAACUGGGAGGCCAGUGUCAACAGUUAUAUUUACUUGCAGCAUAUCCUAACAGAGGAGCAAGUCCUCGUGGCCUUUCAGGCCCUCAAAGAUGACGCGGCUAGUUUCGCCAGGUCUCUUGCGCGUACAGCCGGUUGUGAAAACAACCUGGUUGCAUAUUCUAAAGUCACCCCUCUUUCCCAAUUCCUCAAGCUCCUCAGGGAGCGUUUCGUUGACCCAACGCGAGGCAUAAGAGCCUUUGACAAGCUCCAAACGAUCCACUCACGGCAGUGGAGGAGUGCCAAGGCACUCAAGGGUACCAUGGACGACUUGGUAGCCGUCCCGGACCAUGGGGUCACUGUGCCCCAGUUGGUCCAGUUGUUUUAUCGUGCCAUUCCAGAGGCCCUACGCGGGCAUUUGUUUGACAAAUCUCAGCAGGCCGGCAUCACUUACGAUGCAUUGAGUAGAGAAGCCGUCCUGUAUGAGUCGAAGUCUAUGCCAGUUACCACUUUCUGGCAUACGGACCUGGAGAAGGGGAAGAAGUGGAAGGAUCGUACCAUCUCGGACCAAGUCAAGGCCAAGGAUCACUUGAUCCUGACAUUAGAGGAGGGUGGUACAGAAGAGGUCCCAUAUGAUUAGAUUGAGUGGGGCCUAGGGGAGGAGUACAGUAGUGUAGGGCAGGGGAGGUCUUACGCUGCUGUCGCGGCCGGAGGGAGGCCGCAAGGUAGAGGAGGAGGCCAGGGCCAAAGGGGCCAGGCCAUGGGAGGCCGAGGACCGGGCGCACAGGGGGUUGGCGGACAGGGAAACCGCUAAGCGGGAGGUCGGGGUCAAGGACCCCCGUUAAAUCGCCAGGGUAAUCGGUCCCCGCAGCGAGGAGGUGGAAGGGCACCUCAAGGAGGAUAGCACCCAGGCUUGCCACAGGGAAGGCCCUGGGAAGACCUGGGCUUGGACCAGCGAUUAUGGCAGGAAAGC
Molecule: messenger RNA, 1508 nt
Organism: Chara braunii
Lineage: Eukaryota; Viridiplantae; Streptophyta; Charophyceae; Charales; Characeae
Source: the annotation of a GenBank genome assembly